Eimeria mitis is the source of this 630-nucleotide messenger RNA. RefSeq lists its product as uncharacterized. Bases 1 to 630 code for a protein of 209 amino acids. The record is from RefSeq and is a predicted model, not a curated record. The transcript has 4 exons. Lineage: Eukaryota; Apicomplexa; Conoidasida; Eucoccidiorida; Eimeriidae.
AUGGAGAGUACACUGGGUUGUAUGAUGCCAGCAGCAGCAGCAGCAGCAGCAGCAGCAACAGCAGCAGCAGCAGCAGCAGCAGCAGAAGCAGCAGCAGAAGCAGCAAAAAAAUCAGAUAAAGUCCAGCAACACAAAGCAAGGAUACUGCUGCAGCAACAAAAACAACAACAAAGACAGCAGCAGCAGCAGCAGCAGCAGCAACAAAGACAACAGCAACAGCAGCAGCAACAAAGACAACAGCAGCAGCAGCAGCAGCAGCAGCAACAGAAACUAUAUAAACAGCAGCAAAGUCCCCGCUCUGGUGGCCCCCCGGGUGGGGGGCCCCCAAGGAUAUCUCGGUAUACUGUGGUGAGUCUCUCUGCCCACUCAUCAGCAUCGAAGGGGGGUGGGGGCUGUGCAGCAAAGCAGACGGGGGCCCCCUGGGGGCCCCCUGAGGGGGCCCCCAAGGGGGCACCGCACAACCCGCAGCAACAGGGGGCCCCCUGGGGGCCCCCUGAUGCAGAACGCAGGAGACAAAAGGAGACAAAAGGAGACAGAAGGAGACAGAAGGAGACAGUGAGAAGGGGAGAAGAAGAAGGAGAGAAGAAAAAGGAGACAGAAGGAGACAAAAACGGAGCAAAAAGGAAAUAA